This is a messenger RNA of Punctularia strigosozonata HHB-11173 SS5, 1683 nucleotides long. RefSeq names its product cysteine proteinase. Gene Ontology annotation, molecular function: zinc ion binding; cysteine-type endopeptidase activity; cysteine-type deubiquitinase activity. The record is from RefSeq and is a predicted model, not a curated record. The transcript has 12 exons. Lineage: Eukaryota; Fungi; Basidiomycota; Agaricomycetes; Corticiales; Punctulariaceae. Gene Ontology annotation, cellular component: cytosol; nucleus. The coding region runs from base 1 to 1683 and encodes 560 amino acids.
AUGGAUCUGGACCUUGAGGAAACCUUGGAAUCUGAGUUGAACUCUGGCGGCUGCUCUCACAUCCAGAGUGUUCUCGAAGACGACGAGCUUCGAGCGAGUAUCUCCCGCCAAUACAAGGCAGUGGUAGCAUGGAAUUACCGACGUGCUCAAGUAAUGGCGAACCCAGCCAAACGUCGCAAGAUUUCCUCGCCGACGUGCGGCAGUUGUAGAUUGACGCUGUCCCGACCGUUCGCAUGCCUUUCCUGUACCUUUACGGGAUGCUGGACACGCCGCGACAACCACAUAGUUGCUCAUCUGGAGGAUAACGAUCAUGACUUCUGCGUCGAUGCACAAAGUGGUAGCAUAUACUGCGCCAGAUGCUCCGACUUCAUCUAUGAUCCUGCCAUUGAAGAGCUACAAGCUCUGACGUUGCUUUCCCAGGAAGAAAAGGCCACCAGAUUCCAGUACGCCAAGCAAUUGCGGGAACCGUAUAAACCAUGGAAACCGAGUGAUGUACCCUCAUCCAUACUCUCCGAUUAUACCCCAAUACCAUGCCAGAGCCGUCGAGGACUCCUGAACCUUGGACAGACUUGCUUCCUGAACGUCGUCCUCCAAUCUCUGAUUCACAAUCCACUUCUCCGUAACUACUUUCUUGGCGACAAGCACAAUGUUCGUUUAUGCAAGCUCAAAGAAUGUACGUGUUGCGAGAUGGAUGCUCUGUUCCGAGAGGUCUACUCGGGCGAGCAGGCCCCUUAUGGCCCUACCAGUUUUCUGGCUACCUUGUGGAAGGCUUCAUCUGAAUUGUCCGGAUAUGCGCAGCAAGACGCACAUGAGUGUUUCAUCUCUAUUCUGAACCAAAUACAUGGUACUUCCCGUGGCUCAACGAACGUUUCCUGCAAUUGCAUUAUCCACAGCACCUUCCAAGGUCAGCUGCAGAGCGAUGUGCGGUGCGAGCGCUGCGGAAAUGUCACGACCACCACCGAUCCCAUGCUUGAUGUUAAUCUGGAACUCAGGGGAAAGGGUGGCAAGGUCUCAGGAGAGAAUACCCUACUCGGGUGCUUGACGAGAUUCACGCACCCGGAGAAACUCGGGCCAAAAGAGUACAGCUGCAGCAGAUGUGCCAAAGGCUCACAUGAAGCGACAAAACGGAUGAGCAUACGGAAGCUCCCACCGGCGUUGAGCUUCCAGUUCAAGCGCUUCGAACACAAAUCAAGCGACAAAGCGACGGCACAGAAGAUUGACGCCCCGGUCCGAAUCCCUUCGAUGCUAAACAUGCAGCCAUACACGACGUUCAUCAUGAACGGCGGGAAUGAGAAGGGAAGCGGAAGUGCCGGGGGAUUCGGUCACCCGGGACCCGGGGAGCUUUACGAAUACGAUUUGUUCGCUGUGAUCUGCCAUGAGGGGCAAAUCGACAACGGGCAUUACUACAACUUCGCUCGGUUUCAAGACGAGUGGUAUCGCUUCGAUGACGACAAGGUCACCCAUUCGAACCUCAAGGAAUGCCUGAAUUCUCCCGCGUACAUGUGUUUCUACGUCAAGCGCCAUUUGGAAUAUCGGCAGAACAGGAAGGCCGCGUAUCAGCUCGCGCGCGAAGCCGACAUUCGGAAAGAGGAGGAAAGGGCAAAAGAAGAAGCAGAGCGGGAGAGGGAGCAAGAAGCUGCGAGAAUGAAAGAGGUGGAAGACGCCCUUCUGGCGACUGUUUGA